Musca vetustissima is the source of this 2412-nucleotide messenger RNA. RefSeq names its product probable basic-leucine zipper transcription factor Q. The record is from RefSeq and is a predicted model, not a curated record. NCBI's taxonomy places the organism in Eukaryota, Metazoa, Arthropoda, Insecta, Diptera, Muscidae. The transcript has 4 exons. Bases 1 to 2412 code for a protein of 803 amino acids.
AUGAGGGAACGAGAAAAUGAGCGCCUGAGUGUUAUGGUCAAGGAACCCGACAGCGAAAUGCGUUCAUAUUUCAUGGAUAUAGAAUUAAUGAUAUCCAUUCUCGAUUUCAAUGAGGCCAUAGCCAAUGGUAAAACCCGCCGCCGAUAUGGACCUGCAACGGCGGCCAAUACGAAAUCGGCGAUCAGUGAGGUAACGGAAAAAUCGAAAAGUGAUCAGGCGGUGGCGGCCAGCAGCCAUACGGAGGCAAGUCAAUAUCGCAGAGGUGGAGCGUAUUCGACAGAUGCUGGAGAUUACUCCUACAACAAUGCCGAUCUUAAUUUAAUACGACCCGAAAGUAAACCCUUGCACACGAAAAUCACUGCCAAAUAUACGAGUAGCAUUAGCAUACCGGCCGAUUCGCUGGAGGACACCGAAACGGCAGAGGAAUAUGUGGCCAAGGCAAUGGGUAUGUAUGGUUCCCGACUACGGGAACCCAUACGCAUUCCCAGUGAAACGGAGGUGACACCGGCAACAGCCGAACAACAGCCAUCAUCGGUACAACAACUCACGACACAUACACGACAUUAUGGCGAGCACGAACAAGAACAGCAACAACAAUUACAACAACAUCAUGAACAAUCACAACAACACCCGCACCACCACCACUAUCCUCAAGAACAGGAUCACAGCCUACAGAACAUACACGAGCAUGUUGAGAAACCCGAACACUAUGAAUACUACUCCUUUUCACACAAGGAUGCCCAGAGGCCUCAGGCACCGAUCCAAACGGAAGAGGAACCCCAAGGUCCUCCUCCUUCUCCGGCUUCCCAUCAACAGUAUCAAUAUAUAAGUCAGGUCCAGGCAGAAAAUGAGGCAGCCAAGGCCAUGUUAGAGGCUCAAAUGCAGGCCCAGCUACAGGAACAAUUGAAGCAAGCCCAAUAUGCUGGAAGCGGAGCGGAACAACAGGAAUCAGAGCAGCAACAACAGCAGCAGGAGGUCCAACCACAAGCUGAAGAGUCGCAAGGUAACUCUGAGGUGGAAAGCAAUUCGGCGGGAUAUGACAAGGACCCUGUUACUCGUUCCUAUAACAUCUAUGAGGAUCACACAGAGGCCUAUGAAGGGGCACCCUCCCAUUUGGAAAGGAAUUAUCGCACGAAGUAUUUAUAUAAACCCGUCUCCUCCUCAUCCUACCAUUCGGCAAUCAAUGAAAAUGAGGAAAAGAUUCGUGUCUCAGCCUCCACGGAAAUACCCAAGGCGGAGAUCAUGAAGCAGAUUGAAAAAUCCGUUAUGAGGUACAUGAAAGAACUGGAGGCAGAGGGUAAGAUAAUUGCCGCUCCCAAAAGUCAAGAACCCAAGACCUAUUUUAAGGUGGUCACAGUACCUGGAACGGAAGAGAAACGUAUUGCGGCCUCAUCAACUAAAUCAAAAUACUCUUCUCCACCCAAUAACUAUGGUGGUGAGACCUAUAAGCACUCCAUUGUCCAUUCCGAACCUAUCAGAGGUUCCGGAUCUCCUAGUUCAUCGGGCUCCUCCAAAUACAACAAAAAUCAGGAAUCGAAAAAUGCCUUUGUUUUGGAAAAUGAAAGUACCUAUCAAAGUCAGGGCCACGAAGUAACCGAUGUUUUGGCGCCCAACGUGGAAUUUAUCUACAAAAUUAAAACCAAAGCUCCGCUGCAUACCGCCACCGUGAAAACUGUCUCGAAGCCUUAUAGCCUACCCUUGAAACCCAGUUAUGACCAAUUCGAUCAUUCUACGGCCUUGAAAAAUCUCGAAGAUUUUGAUUUAUCACAUGUGGUUACCACCCCUGAUCCGGACGAGCAUCAAUCCAUUUCAAGUGCCUCCAGCAAUAAACCCAGUAAAUUAUAUUUUAAUUCGGAAAUUUAUCAUGACAUCAACUCCAUGUCCUAUAAACAAAAACAACAACAACAGCGUGGGGAAAAUGAAUAUCGUCCGGAAUAUCGUAAAAAAUCCGUCAGCAAUCAAGAACCCCAUCCCGAUUAUAAGGGUUAUAGCACCGCCACAAGUGGUUAUUAUGCUGAACCUCCCACAGCAGAAGGUGAUCGUGAUAUUUCCGGUUCUGGAAUGUCCGAAGAUGGUUACCCGAGUAUUAUGUCACCCUAUCAACAAUAUGUUCUGAAAAAGGAGCCUCUCUCGGGGAAAUAUGAGGCAGAGGGUAGCUUUGAGCAGCCACGCAGUCAUCAUAAAUAUAAAAAUCUUGAUUUUGAUAGUUAUAAUCCCAAAUAUAAUAACAACCCGGAGGGGUAUGGUUACCAGCAAACCUAUAAGACCCAUCUGACCAGAAGUCAUGCUCCCGGCAAACGGGGUAAACGUGGUGGUGCUCCUCAUCCAAGUCAGACGAAGAAGCUGCAUCGCAACUCAAAUAUGAAGGAAUUUGAGGCCAAUAUUGCCCUACGUCCACCACCCAAAGUCUGA